AUGCAAGGUAGUUUAAUGAUUCCAACCAUAAACAUGCCUUCAAUGAUCGGAAGAAACAACAACAACGUUGGUGUCUUUGAAUUAUCUUCUUCUCUUUCUCUUUCCCAGCCAAACCUAAUGGAAGCUGGACAACUUCAUCAUCAUCAGCUUCUACCACUCGACAUGACACAGAACAACAACACUUCUGAAAGCGACGUUCAGAGAAUCCGUGAAGAUGAGUUCUUUGACAGUGCUACAAAAUCUGGUAACAGUGAGAAUCAAGAAGCGGCGAAUUCGGGUGGCGAAGAUCAAGAGCCUCGUGCUAAGAAAAAACGUUAUCAUCGUCAUACACAGCAUCAGAUCCAAGAAAUGGAAGCUUUCUUCAAGGAAUGUCCACAUCCAGAUGAUAAGCAAAGGAAGGAACUGAGUAGAGAGUUAGGGCUAGAGCCAUUGCAAGUGAAGUUUUGGUUUCAAAACAAACGUACUCAGAUGAAGACUCAACAGGAGAGGCAUGAGAAUACCGCGCUUCGAACUGAGAAUGAGAAGCUUCGUGCGGAUAACAUGAGGUUUCGAGAAGCUCUUAGUAAUGCUUCUUGUCCUAAUUGCGGUGGACCAACUGCGAUUGGAGAGAUGUCGUUUGAUGAACAUCAUCUGAGGCUCGAAAAUGCUCGACUAAGAGAAGAGAUUGAUAGGAUAUCUGCCAUUGCCGCAAAGUACGUAGGCAAACCGGUGGUGAGUUAUCCAUUACUCUCUCCUUCAUCCGGUACUCCUCGUCCUCUAGAACUCGGCAUUGGUGGUUUUGGAGGACAACCAGGACUGAGUGGAGGAGACAUGUACGGAGCUGGAGAUCUUCUUAGAUCAAUAAGUGGACCAACUGAAGCUGAUAAACCGAUGAUAAUUGAGCUAGCUGUUGCUGCUAUGGAGGAACUCAUUGGAAUGGCACAAAUGGGUGAUCCUCUUUGGUUAACUACACUUGAAGGUGCUUCCAUACUCAAUGAGGAGGAGUAUGUUCGGUCUUUUCCUCGAGGAAUUGGUCCAAAACCUGCUGGUUUUAAAUGCGAAGCUUCCAGAGAAACUUCUGUUGUCAUCAUGAAUCAUGUUAACCUUGUCGAAAUCCUCAUGGACGUGAACCAAUGGUCCACAGUUUUUUCUGGUAUUGUAUCAAGAGGAAUGACAUUGGAAGUGCUCUCAACUGGAGUAGCAGGGAAUUACAAUGGCGCAUUACAAGUGAUGACAGCUGAACUACAAGUACCUUCACCACUUGUGCCAACAAGAGAGAGUUAUUUUGUAAGGUAUUGUAAACAACAUGCUGAUGGAACUUGGGCAGUUGUGGACGUUUCGUUGGACAAUUUGCGCCCGAGUCCUUCUUCAAGAUCUAGAAGAAGGCCUUCUGGUUGCCUAAUUCAAGAAAUGCCUAAUGGCUACUCGAAGGUUAUAUGGGUUGAGCAUGUAGAAGUUGAUGAAAGGGGUGUUCAUAAUCUGUACAAACAACUUGUUAGCUCCGGGCAUGCAUUCGGCGCGAAACGUUGGAUUGCGACGUUAGAUCGACAAUGCGAAAGACUUGCUAGUGCCAUGGCCACAAACAUUCCCACAGUUGACGUUGGCGUGAUAACAAACCAAGAUGGGAGAAAGAGUAUGUUGAAACUAGCUGAAAGAAUGUGCAUAAGCUUUUGUGCUGGAGUGAGUGCUUCAACAGCUCACACAUGGACAACACUUUCCGGUACCGGAGCCGACGAUGUCCGCGUCAUGACCCGUAAGAGCGUGGACGAUCCAGGAAGACCAGCUGGCAUUGUUCUUAGUGCGGCAACUUCUUUUUGGCUUCCAGUUUCACCAAAAAGAGUUUUUGAAUUUCUCAGAGAUGAAAACUCAAGAAAUGAGUGGGAUAUUCUUUCUAAUGGUGGAGUUGUCCAAGAAAUGGCACAUAUUGCUAAUGGAAGAGAUACUGGAAACUGUGUUUCGCUACUUCGAGUGAAUAGUGCAAAUUCAAGCCAAAGCAACAUGUUGAUAUUGCAAGAGAGUUGCACAGACACAACAGGAUCAUUUGUGAUAUAUGCACCAGUGGACAUAGUUGCAAUGAAUGUGGUUCUAAAUGGAGGUGAUCCUGAUUAUGUUGCACUUCUUCCAUCUGGAUUUGCUAUAUUACCGGACGGAACAACUAAUGGAGGAAAUGGUGGUGGUGAAAGUGGUCAUGGUGGUGGUGGUUCUCUAUUGACUGUUGCAUUUCAAAUAUUGGUUGAUUCUGUUCCAACGGCAAAACUUUCUCUUGGAUCUGUUGCUACCGUUAAUAAUCUCAUUGCUUGUACUGUUGAGAGGAUUAAGGCCUCUUUGUCCGGUGAAGUUGCUUGA
Molecule: messenger RNA, 2325 nt
Organism: Vicia faba (fava bean)
Lineage: Eukaryota; Viridiplantae; Streptophyta; Magnoliopsida; Fabales; Fabaceae
Source: the annotation of a GenBank genome assembly